AUUGCUGUUUCCCUUUACUCGAGAAGAGACACGGUAGAGCGGUGCGGCGGGCAUCUCAUUAGUGCGAUAUAGUAAUGGUCAAAAAGAUAAUAACGCGUUCAAAUUCUUACACCUGCGACCAUUGUGGUAAAGCCUUCAAGUUCAAAGGAAAUUUACGUUAUCAUCUAUUCAGCCACAUUCCUGGAGAGGGUAGGUACACUUGCGAUAUUGAUCAAUGUGGUCGCACAUUUAAGAAUCCCAAACGAUUGAGUGAUCACCGGAGACGUUACCAUUUGAAUAGGGAAAACUACAUUUGUGAAUACUGUGGCUACCAGACGCGUAUAAAAUGCAAUCUGGCUGUCCAUAUGCGCCAAAGACAUACGGGUGAAAAGCCGUAUUGCUGCGAAUACUGUGCCAUUGGCUUCUCUUCGUCAUACCAAUUAAGUGCUCAUAAGAGCAGCCACGAAGAACGAUUUGCAAAUGAUGACAAUGAUGAUGGCCGUCAUUGGUCGUAUUGUCCGAUAUGUGGCGAAAAAUUCGCAAAUAGCAAAACGUUGUAUCAUCAUAAAUCAACACAUACCGAAGAAAAGGAAUACAAGUGCGAACUAUGCGCUAAAACAUAUCAGCAAUCGUCAGGACUAUCUCGUCAUAAGAGAUGGCAUAAGAGCCAACAGGCAAAAUGCAUGAAUACUAUGGUUGAUAAAGAGUACACCAAAUAAAAGAACCGCUAAUAAAUAAAAUUCUUGGUUAAAUCAAGUAAAAUUGAGUUACUAUCUAUACUUGAUAAAACCAGGGGGCGAAUUACUGCUUUCAGAUUAAAUAUUAUUUAAAAUUUUUAAUCUCAAAACACACCGUACAAAUUUUGUAUAAUGUAUCUGAUUGUUAAUCUCAUAACAGCAGCACUGCGCCUUUUGAUAUAGUACAUUUGGGUGUUACUCCAAUAAAAACAGCAAAUUUUUUUCAUCCAAAGAUGUAGAAAAAAUGUAGUUUAAUAUUUUCAAUGUUUUUUUUAAUCGGUUAACCAAAUGUAAUUUAAAUAAGUUCUUGGGAACUAAUACGAAAAACGCAACGUAAAGUCGGCAUAAAAAAAAUUCACCAAAGAUACUAUAACAGGUAAACCGACUA
Stomoxys calcitrans (stable fly) is the source of this 1104-nucleotide messenger RNA. RefSeq names its product oocyte zinc finger protein XlCOF19-like. The transcript has 2 exons. The record is from RefSeq and is a predicted model, not a curated record. The coding region runs from base 75 to 698 and encodes 207 amino acids. Gene Ontology annotation, molecular function: DNA-binding transcription factor activity; RNA polymerase II cis-regulatory region sequence-specific DNA binding. Gene Ontology annotation, biological process: regulation of transcription by RNA polymerase II. Lineage: Eukaryota; Metazoa; Arthropoda; Insecta; Diptera; Muscidae.